AUGAACAACACCUACAUCUCGCCCCCUGCUACGGCACCCCCUUCUCCCGAACUAUGCAAUAGCAAGGCCCACGACAUCUCGGCUGAUACCGCCAUUCGGGACACCUUCGACUUUGUCUCGUCGAAGCCUGUCGUUGAGGCCAUCGGCGACCAUGCCCCGAUCUACGCGGGUUCCGUCGGCCAGCAGCUCCAGGAGAGCCUUGCCCAGAUUGACAUUGACGGAUGUGCGGCCGACGGUGAAAAUGCAUUUUUCGUCGCAGACCUCUCUGAGGUCUACCGCCAGCACCUUCGAUGGAUGAGGGAGCUUCCGCGCGUCGUGCCUUUUUACGCUGUGAAAUGCAACCCCGACCCCUACGUCCUGCGUCUGCUGGCUGCUCUCGGAUGCGGCUUCGACUGCGCCUCCAACGGCGAAAUUAACUCUGUCCUCGACCUCGGCAUUUCACCCUCGCGCAUCAUUUACGCCAACCCUUGCAAGGCUGCUUCCUUUGUGCGCAAUGCUGCCGCGCGCAACGUCGGCCUGACCACCUUUGACAAUGCCGACGAGCUGUACAAGAUGAAGCGCUUCCACCCAAAGUGCAAGCUCGUCGUCCGCAUCCUCACCGACGACAGCAAGAGUGUCUGCCAGCUCGGCCUCAAAUUUGGCGCCCCGCUCGACAAUGUGCCUCGCCUGCUGGCGAAGGCAAAGGAGCUGGACCUUGACGUCGUUGGCGUCAGUUUCCACGUUGGCAGCGGCUGCUACGAUCCCGACAGCUUCCGAGACGCCGUUGGCCGGGCACGAAAGGCGUUCGACAUGGGCCGAGAGCACGGCUACACGUUCGACUUUCUUGAUGUUGGCGGCGGCUACGCCCACGACAACUUCGAGCCCAUCGCCAGUGUCUUGCGCCGGGCCAUAGACGACUACUUCCCCGACCAGGACUUCGCGCCCGGCGGAAAGCUCGUCGAAGGCAAGCAGAACGGCUUGCGCAUCAUUGGCGAGCCCGGACGCUAUUAUGUCCAGCGCGCCUUUGCACUGGCGGCCAACAUCAUCGCUCGCCGUGACGGCAAGAGCGACGAAGCAGGCGAAGAGCCGGUCAAGAAGACCUCGGCUGGAGAAGCAGAAGAAAAGCCCGAGGUUAUGUAUUAUCAAAACGAUGGCGUGUACGGCGCCUUCAACUGCAUCCUCUUCGACCACCAGGAGGUGCACCCCAAGGUACUCACCCUGGACCGCAAGUACGUCUACCGGCCCGAAGUUGACGCGCCUGGCUGUGAGGAUGUCAGCGACUUGCAAGCGUGCAGCGUCUGGGGUCCCACGUGCGACUCGAUCGACUGCGUGCGACCCAUGGUGCAUCUUCCCAGCGGCCUCAAAGUGUCCGACUGGCUGGUCUACGAGAACAUGGGCGCCUACACCAUUUGCGCAGCGUCGGGCUUCAACGGUCUUCGGCGUAGCGAGGUGCGCUACACCGUUGGUGAAGGCCACGAGGCCGACAUGGUUCAGAGCUUGCUGUCUGCGGGCGCUCUCUGA
Acaromyces ingoldii is the source of this 1500-nucleotide messenger RNA. RefSeq names its product putative ornithine decarboxylase. NCBI's taxonomy places the organism in Eukaryota, Fungi, Basidiomycota, Exobasidiomycetes, Exobasidiales, Cryptobasidiaceae. Gene Ontology annotation, molecular function: ornithine decarboxylase activity. Gene Ontology annotation, cellular component: cytoplasm. The record is from RefSeq and is a predicted model, not a curated record. Bases 1 to 1500 code for a protein of 499 amino acids. The transcript is spliced from 2 exons.